Messenger RNA from Phascolarctos cinereus (koala), 6144 nucleotides. It is a transcript of the gene ARAP3, whose product is annotated as ArfGAP with RhoGAP domain, ankyrin repeat and PH domain 3. Gene Ontology annotation, biological process: signal transduction; positive regulation of GTPase activity. Gene Ontology annotation, molecular function: phosphatidylinositol-3,4,5-trisphosphate binding; protein binding; GTPase activator activity. The record is from RefSeq and is a predicted model, not a curated record. NCBI's taxonomy places the organism in Eukaryota, Metazoa, Chordata, Mammalia, Diprotodontia, Phascolarctidae. Gene Ontology annotation, cellular component: cytoplasm.
UGGUGCUUCGAGACGCAGGCUGCAACCGCGUCGUGUGAAUGGAGCUGAGCGGAUUGCCGCGGACUGAGGCUGCUGCUUUUGGACCAGCUACCUCAUCUCGUGGCCCUCAAUGACCCCAGCCCCCUCCUGUGACCUUGGUCCCUUUCCUCACUGAACAGUGGCUUUCUAGGGUUCUAGGUAUCUGCUUUCUCAGUGAUUCUGUGUGGUGUAAUGGAAAGAACACUGAACCGCAAUGGCCUGAACCCUCAUGGAGUCACUCAGGGAUCUGGACAUUGAGGUCUGGCUGGCAGGAGUACAUCUGGAACGGUACGCAGAUACAUUCCGGAGGCACGGUGUGUCCACUGCAGCUGCUGCCCAAAGCCUGGGCCACGAGGAACUUCGUCGAAUGGGCAUCUGGGCCACAGGUCAUCGCAAACGGAUUCUUCGCCUGCUUCAGGGGGCUACUGUGGAGGUCCCUACAGACACCCCACUGGACACUACCAUGGAUCAACCCCCAAACCCAGAUCCUCAAGUGCUCUCCACCAAACCAGUGCCCAAACCAAGGACAGUGUUUACUUUUUUUGGCACCACUCCUGCUGAAUCAGUCCCACCUCCCUUGCUGAACCCUCCUAUAGAGACCCCUCCAGUGACUCAGGAAGAAGAUACCAGCCUAAUAGUCCAAGAUGAAGGGAGCAUGGUCCCCAGGGGUUCAGAGCAGCCAGUGAACCAAGAGCCUUCCCUAAGCACCCCCCAGCCUCCCUUUUCCCCCUCCCUCCCUUCGGAUCAGCCUCCCAUCUUGGACAGGAUGACCAUGAUGCCCAAUGAUAUCUACUUUGGCCUAGACCUUGGAAGGGGAGCACAACCAGGGACUCAGGAAACGACUGCAGACUGCUCCCUGGUAGAUCCUCCUACUCCCAUCCCCACUUCCAGACCUACAGGAGGCACAGUGCAUAUCAUGGACCCUAGCAGCCUGUACUAUGGUGUUCAGCCUGUUUCAGUCCCUGGGACUCCCAAAGGAAUGAAGACAAGGGGUGUCAGUCAGUCAGCAGGUGAACCCAGGCCAAGCAGCCAUGAACCAGAGCGGGGAGAGGAUUGUGGCUAUGCCAGUCUGGAGCUUCCUGGGGACUCCAUCCACUUGAUGCCCAUCCUGGACCCUGAAGAGCCGGGCGACGAUCUUAUCUCUCCCUAUGCCAGCUUCACCUCACUAGCUGAUCCCCCCACACCCUUGCUCAGUGGAUGGUUGGACAAGCUCUCGCCUCAGGGGAAUUAUGUCUUUCAGAGGCGUUUUGUCAGGUUCAAUGGAAAGAAGCUGAUGUAUUAUGGAAGUGACAAGGACACCUUCCCUAAGGGGGUUAUCCCACUGACUGUCAUUGAGAUGGUCCGAAGCUGCAAGGAUUGCAAGUUCCAAGUCAUCACUAGCCAAAGGGUGUUUGUGUUUCGAGCUGAGAGUGAAGCUCAGAGGGACAACUGGUGCUCCACGCUGCAGUCUCAGCUGAAGGAGCAACGGCUUCUAGGCAACCCUCGGCCACCUCAUCCACCCCGUCCCCUCCGCACAGGGAUCCUAGAACUUCGGGGACACAAAGCUAAAGUGUUUGCAGCUCUGAGCCCUGGGGAGCUAGGACUGUACAAGAGUGAGCAGUCCUUUUCUCUCGGCAUUGGAAUUUGUUUCAUUGAGCUUCGGGGAUGCAGUGUCCGGGAGACCAAGAAUCGAAGCUUUGACCUUCUUACACCCCAUCGAUGCUUCAGCUUCACAGCGGAGUCAGCUUGCACACGCCAGGUCUGGGCAUCUGCACUGCAGGAGGCCAUUACUGAGACUCUGUCUGACUAUGAGGUAGCUGAAAAAAUCUGGUCCAACCGAGCAAAUCGAUACUGUGCAGACUGUGGAGCAGCUCGUCCUGACUGGGCCUCAAUCAACCUGGGAGUGGUCAUCUGCAAGCAUUGUGCAGGACAACAUCGGGCCCUGGGCUCCGGGGUGUCUAAGGUACAGAGUCUGAAACUGGACACAAGCAUCUGGAGCAAUGAAAUCGUGCAGCUUUUCCUCAUCCUGGGCAAUGAUGGAGCCAACCGGUUCUGGAUAAAGGGACUGCCCCCAGGAGGAGGGCUGCAUCCAGACACUCCCCCUGGCCCCCGUGGGGACUUCAUCUCCCGCAAAUACCGGCUUGGCCUCUUUCGGGCACCCCAUCCUCAGUACCCUGACCACAGUCAGCUGCUGCAGGCACUGUGUGCAGCUGUGAUGGGACCCAACUUGUUGAAAACCAUGAUUCAGCUUUUCUCAUAUGAGGAACCAUGCUCUGAAGGCAGUUUCUCUAAUCUCCUCCCCCUAGACUCAUCCCCUAGUGUGUACAAUGAAGUCCUGGUGCCUGCUGCACUAAGUGGCUUUUUGUACUGCAGCGCAGUCAGCAGCAAACCUGGACCUCCACCCCACCGCCGGGGCCGGGAUGCACCCCCUAGGCUAUGGUGUGUGUUGGGUGCAGCCCUGGAGAUGUUUUCAUCAGAGACCAGUCCAGAGCCAAUCAGCUUGAUCCAGCCUCAGGAUGUGGUGUGUCUGGGGGUAAGCCCCCCACCAGUUGACCCAGGGGACCUUGACAGGUUCCCAUUCUCCUUUGAACUCAUUCUGACUGGAGAAAAGGUCCAAUACUUUGGGACUGAUGGAGCUGAUAGUCUGGAAGCCUGGACCAGAGCAGUGGGCAAGUGGUUCUCCCCACUAAGCUGUCACCAGCUCCUGGGCCCUGGCCUGCUGAGGCUGGGCCGUUUACGGUUGCGGUCCCCCUCUCAGACUGCAAUGAGCCCAGGCCUCUGGCUGUCUGCCUUUGGCCUCCUCCGAGGUGACCACCUAUUCCUGUGCCCAGCACCGGGCCCUGGCUCCCCAGCUCCUGAGGACACUGUGCACCUGAGAAGACUGCAGGAGAUCAGUGUAGUAUCUGCAAGCGACAGCCCUGAUAAGAAAGACCAUCUAGUCCUGGUAGAAACAGGAAGGACCCUGUAUCUACAGGGAGAGGGGCGUAUAGACUUUGCUGGCUGGAGCACUGCCAUUGGAGGAGCAGCUGGAGGUGGGGGCACAGCGCUGCAAGGGCAACAGAUGAGUCGAGGAGACAUUCCCAUCAUCGUGGAUGCCUGCAUCAGCUUUGUCACUCAGCAUGGUCUACGUUUGGAGGGUGUAUAUAGGAAGGGGGGUGCUCGGGCACGAAGUCUCCGGCUGCUGGCUGAGUUCCGGCAGGAUGCACGGUCAGUGAAGCUCCGACCAGGAGAGCACUUUGUGGAAGAUGUAACGGACACACUCAAACGCUUCUUCCGGGAGCUGGAUGACCCUGUUACCUCUGCACGCUUGUUACCCAGAUGGAGGGAGGCUGCAGAGUUACCCCAGAAAUCUCAGCGGCUAGAGCGGUACAAGGAGGUGAUUGGAUGCCUGCCCAAGGUCAACCACAGAACACUGUCCACCCUCAUUGGUCACCUCUACCGGGUGCAGAAAUGUGCAAGUCUGAACCAGAUGUGUACUCGGAACCUGGCCCUGUUAUUUGCACCAAGUGUGUUCCAGACAGAUGGUCGAGGGGAGCAUGAGGUUCGGGUGUUGCAGGAACUCAUUGAUAACUACAUAUCUGUCUUUGAUAUCGAUUCAGACCAAGUGGCUCAGAUUGACCUGGAAGUCAGUCUCAUAACUACCUGGAAGGAUGUGCAGCUGUCACAAGCUGGAGAUAUCAUCAUGGAAGUGUACUUGGAACAGCAGCUACCAGACAAUUGUGUCACCCUGAAGGUUUCCCCAACACUGACUGCUGAGGAGCUGACAAAUCAGGUACUAGAGAUGAGGGGAGCAACAGCUGGCACAGACCUGUGGCUGACAUUUGAGAUCCGGGAGCACGGCGAGCUUGAGCGGCCCCUGCACCCAAAGGAACGGGUCCUAGAACAGGCCCUGCAAUGGUGCCAGCUCCCUGAACCAGGCUCUGCUUCCCUGUUGCUGCGCAGGGUCUCCCUAGCCCAGGCCAGCUGCCUCUUUACAGGUGUGCGUCGGGAGAGUCCCCGGGUAGGCCUGCUUCGGUGCCGGGAAGAGCCCCCCAGGUUGCUAGGAAGUCGUUUUCAGGAAAGGUUCUUCCUACUUCGGGAACGCUGCCUCUUGCUGCUCAAGGAGAAAAGGAGUUCUAAGCCAGAGCGAGAAUGGUCUUUGGAUGGUGCAAAAGUUUACCUAGGAAUACGCCGAAAGCUAAAGCCACCAACACCAUGGGGGUUUACACUGAUCCUGGAGAAGCUGCAGCUCUACCUGUCUUGCACAGAUGAGGAUGAGAUGUGGGACUGGACAACCAGCAUCCUUAAAGCACAGCAUGAUGAUCAGCAGCCUGUGGUCCUUCGGCGGCAUUCUUCUUCUGACCUAGCCCGACAGAAAUUUGGCACAAUGCCCCUGUUGCCUAUUCGAGGUGAUGACAGUGGUGCUACCCUGCUCUCUGCCAACCAGACACUGCGCCGACUGCACAACCGGAGGACACUAUCCAUGUUUUUUCCCCUGAAGCUGUCUCAGGAUUCUGUGGAAGAGCAAGAAGAAGAGGCUGAGGAGCCAGUGUAUGAAGAGGUAGGAGCCUUCCCUGAACUGACCAAGGACUCUCCGAUUCCACUGGACCAGACAUCUGAACCAGAGGUCCCUGAGGAUUCUCCCACCAGCCGGACUGCAUUUCCAGAGCAAAGCCAGAGCCUACAGAGUGACUGUCCCCCGCUUUCUAAGUCAAGCUCCCUUGGACAAGAGAGGGGACCCCCAGAACUGCCUCCUGGCCCCCCUCGGAAAACCAGUUUUCAACAUCGUUUGUCUCUGGAAGAUAAAUUAGUACAGGAGCUGAACUCACUGAUUCUGCAAAAGGGAGAGGCCUCUUUUCCCAGUCUCCCUGCCUCUCAGCCUCCCAGCCCCCCAAUACGGACCCCUAAUCCCAUCAGCCACCCUAUGCAAACUCCUGGACACUCUCCCAAAUCUCCCUGUAAUUCCCAUUCCCCAUCUGGCCAACACCUUACAUGACCCUGAAGCCAGUAACCAGCUCCAGGAUGAGGUGGUAGAAGGACCUGAUGCUCAAGGGACAAAGGACAACAAACAUUUACUAAAUGUCUGCCCUCUGAGGGACUAAGUUUAAGGCUGGAGAUAGAUAAAAAAGAGAUAAAAAGCCCCUGCCUUCAGGGAGCUUAUAUUCUACAGACUCCAGGCUCCUACCUACCUACAAGAAUAUUGAAAGCACCUAUGGGAACUCCCUCAGCCACAGACCAGGACAGCCCUAACCUGUCCCUGAAAAUCCAGUGUGGCAUGGUAUAGUGGAAAGGAUGAGUCAGGAGACCUGGGCUCCAGUCAUGAUUCUGUCACUAACUAGUUCUGUGACCUUGGGCAAGUUCUUUCCCUUGAUGAACCUCAGUUUCCUCAUCUGUAAAAUAAGGGAGUUUUUCUAAGGUCCCUUCCAGGACUGACAUUUUAUGUUCCAAGACCCCAAAAGAACCUCUGUGCUCAGUAGGCCUGUUGGAUUGAAGAGGUUUGGAGGCAGGCAGCCAGGCAGGGUGAGAAUCGACUGAAUAAACUUUGAAAACAAAACAGCUACAUAUUUGCCUUUGCUUCCCCUAAGAAACUAGUUGAGGAGGUGUAGAAAAUUGGGUCGAGGACACUAAGCUUAAGUUAUAUAUGACUUGGGAGAGUAUCAGCUUGAAGAGAGGGUCAGUGCACGAUGCCUUGAAAGGAAGGGAGAGAAUUGGGGAAAUUUGAGGCACUCCUUGGAAAAGAGAGCGCUUCUGGGGUAACAAGUGAGAGAUCCCUCCACCACCUCCAAGGCGCUGCUCUCAGCCCAGUAUCGCUGAAUACCGGGGAGCUCCCACAACGUACCUUUGCUUGGCCCAGUCGUCUCUCCCACUCCCGGGCCCCAGGCAGCUCUCUCACCGGGACUGCUCUGGCUUUUCCGGUUCGGUGAGAAUUUGGAGAAGUCAAUCCCAGAGCCCCCGAACCGGGACCUAAUCCAGCCCUGGUUGCCCCUGUUUCCACCCUACUUUCCCCCGAAUCAGUUUGUCCCCCAUCUAAGAGCAUCGACGUCAUCACAACCACUUCCUCUACCUUCUUCUCUCUGCUCCCCCCCUUUCCCUGUCCGGUGGUGGUCGUGGUGGUGGGACUACAGUUGCUGAUCUGCAUAUGUAAAUAAAUAUAUUUGCAUAAAAGAA